CUGGUGGCCGCCAACAUGACCUUCCAGCCUACCAAGCUCAUCCAGCUCAAAAGCACAACAGCACAGCGCACGAUGGGCUACGCAGCUCCCGGUGGGGUGCUCUUGGUGGUGCUGACGAGCAGCUUCCACAUAAAGAACAUCCACCAUCGCCACGAGGACGGCUGCACGGCGUUUGUGGACGUGACCGCCCUCGCGGUGAGCAUGGCGGCAGUGUCAGCCCUUCCGCUCCUCGCCAUCUUCCUCUGCUAUCACACCACACAGGGGUGGCAGAACGAACGUGACUCCAGCUGUGCCGAAAAGGAGAGGUCCUCCAGGUCCUUUGAAAUGUCCCUGCCCAACAUCAAGGAUCCUGUUCCCACCUGCUAGACACUGGGGGUGUUUCACACUUGGCUGACUCAACCCAAUUUCUCCCCAACACUGAGUUUCAGUAGGUCUGAGUCUCCAGUGUACUGGUGAUAAACAGCAAUUAAAAUAAUUAAUUCUGCCUUUUUCUUUUUUUUUAUUUUUUUAUACAAUGCAUAACUGGAGGGUCCAAAUGCACACUUCCUCUUUUAUUUUCCUCUUUAAAACCAGGACAUGGGGGAGAGAAGGGCUUUUAAGAGUAGUUGCAAGUGUCUCUCUCAGUAGUUCAUUGUAUCAAUGCGGAUGCAGCCGUGCAGUUACCCACCCCUUCCUUCUGGUGUGUGAGGCCACACUCCACUGCUCGCUCACUGUGUGCAGAUGAUUUCAACGUGCUUUGGAAGGGGAGCAAUGCCGAGUUGGCUCAAGUUAGUUCAAGUUUCAGCAUAACUGGAGGCUGACACAUAACGAGAUGUCGAAUAUUUUGUUCUCAUUACAAUUUUAACUACAAGAUUUAUUUUAUCCUAAAGUGAGUUUAUACCAUAUCAAUGCUGAUUGUGCCUUGGGGAGAACAGAGUUCAGAAAAGAAAGAAAAAAAAAAAAAAAAAAACAAAAAAAACCUACUAUGAACAACUGCUGAAAACAGCAGCUGAGAAUAGGAAGGAGGAACACAGACAGAAACAGCCCUGCAGACACAAGCACUUGUGAGGCGGGGGAGGAAGAUUCAGUGUGCUGAAUCCGAGCUGGUGCUAGGACGGCUGUGCUGGGGCUCUGCAGAACCGCAAAGGGGGGUUAAUUGCUAAUGGUUAAUUGCUGGGACCCUGAAGCAAGGCUGCAGGAAGGCACAGACCUCCACUGCUGCUGCUGCUUUAGGAGAACAACGGGACUGAGGAUGAAAAAGAAUUUCCCUGCUAGUUUGUGUUAGCUAUGAAGAGCCAUGCUCCUCUACAGUUGUGCUGUUACUUUUAGAAGACAAAGCAAGAUUUUUCCUUCUGUUUAAUUACCGGCUGGUCCAUCGCUGCUAGUGACCCUGCUGAGAGCGUUGCUGCAGAAGGAGCUCAACCCUCGUGGCGGUUUGAAAGCACCUGUGGCUCUUUGCCAUGUCCUUCGCAGACUACCUGCUGCUGCUUUUGCAGGUGUCCCGUCUUGCAGCAGAAAUGACAGAGCUCUGGGCAGAGGAAGGAUCCUCUGUCAUGAUGCACGCACCGUCUAUCAGGAACAUCAGCUUGGUCGAGUGGGAAUACAUAAGAGAAGACACCUCCAAAUUAAUCCUGCAGUACUACGCAGAGUCGCAGUCAGUAACCAUUGACCCAGCUUACGAAGGCAGAGUGGUUUUCUACGAAAACAACGGCUCCCUUGUCCUGCAGAAGCUGCGAGAGAUGGACAGUGGCAUCUAUAGAGCAACAGUUAACUUGAUGCAGGACAAAGCAACAACAACCACUCUUAGAGUGCUCAGUCUUACACCUCCUGCCCGUGCUGCACAGAUGAUGACCGCUGCUGCGCUGAUGCUCACUGCCAUCUCUGCCGUCCUCUUCGUUAUCCGGCUCUGUCAGCUGGGGAAGCUCAGACUCGGAAAGAAAGCAUUGAAAUGGUUAAUGAUGUCCAUCCUGGGGCUGCUGUGCACCUUUUCUCUCCUCCUGUUGGCUGCCUCUGUCAUCUGGAUGCAGGAAGAUGGUCAUUCUGCUGCCUGCAUCAGGCUCGUGCUUAUCCUCACAGCUGUGAUCAUGGCCAUGGCACUGACGGUGGUGGCGAUGUCGCCGUGCAGACCAGCAGUGCUCACAUGCUUCGGGUCCAAAGGCUGGCACCGUAUUAUCCUGUGCAUUACAGCCAUAAUGCUGGUAGACAACCUGCUGUUCACCAUCUUCCUGCUCCACAACUUCCAUCAGCUCCAUGAGUGGGGCUGCUCAGAGGCUGUCAAUCUGAUCAUUGGCUUCGUCAUUCCUGCUGUGGCAGUCCUCUCCAUGCGGCUGCUCCUCUUCCUGUGCUCUUACAAGAAAAAUCGGGAGAGGCAGCAGCAGCCGGACCCCCAGGAGGUCACCCACAGCUUACAGACCACAUCCAUCUUGGUGACUUCCAGCACACAUCAGGUGUCUCCUUCUCCAGUUGCUGCAGAUACUUGUAAUGGUACGAUGAAUAUUUAAUACUCACUGGGAAGCAUCCAUAUUGUGAGGAAUGUUUUAACAAUUCCAAUUCGUGUCCAUAAAUUUGUGUCCAUAAAGAAUAAUUCUGUCUGCCUCUGGGCCCUGCACUGGCAAUUUGAUUCUUGAACCACAGAUGCAGUGUGUCCCAG
This is a messenger RNA of Anas platyrhynchos (mallard), 2629 nucleotides long. Lineage: Eukaryota; Metazoa; Chordata; Aves; Anseriformes; Anatidae. The record is from RefSeq and is a predicted model, not a curated record.